This is a messenger RNA of Epinephelus fuscoguttatus (brown-marbled grouper), 7683 nucleotides long. RefSeq names its product slingshot protein phosphatase 1b (gene ssh1b). Lineage: Eukaryota; Metazoa; Chordata; Actinopteri; Perciformes; Serranidae. Gene Ontology annotation, biological process: actin cytoskeleton organization; protein dephosphorylation; negative regulation of actin filament polymerization. Gene Ontology annotation, cellular component: cytoplasm. The transcript has 15 exons. The record is from RefSeq and is a predicted model, not a curated record. Gene Ontology annotation, molecular function: protein tyrosine/serine/threonine phosphatase activity; actin binding. Bases 330 to 2972 code for a protein of 880 amino acids.
CAACCUGCACCGUGUUUUGUUUGUCUGUCUGCGCAGCAGUGAUGAAAUCGCGGGGUCUGCUGCUGCUGGCUCGCUACAAACGGAGGAAAUCUCUCCUGACUUCCCGCUCAUGAGGACCGCGGUGGCACCGGAGGACGCACGGAGCAGGACCGAACGGGAGCAGCAGCGCCGGGGCUGUGGAGUCAGGUGCUGCUGGAUGAGAGUCUGACUAGGCAUUUUCUCCCCGGUGACAGAGACAAUCUCAGCGGCGCAUCUUCCCACAUCCUCCUCCCCUCCCUUCUCCUCUCCUCUCCUCCUCCGCUGCCCUCCAAGCCUGCAGCCCACCGACCAUGGCCCUGGUGACUCUGCAGCGCUCCCCCACUCCCAGUGCAGCAUCCUCGGCCAGCACGACCAACAGCAGUGCGGGGGAGGAUUUUGGAAGUGAUGAUGAGCGGAAAAAUAAUCAGAGCCUCAGUGAGAGCUUCUUCAUGGUCAAAGGAGCCGCUCUGUUCCUCCAGCAGGGCGGCAGCGCACAGGGACCAAAGACCCCGACCCACCACAAGCAUGCAGGUGAUUUACCUCAACACCUGCAGGUCAUGUUCAAGAUCCUCCGAUCUGAAGAUCGCAUUAAGCUGGCUGUACGGUUAGAGAGCGGCUGGUCAGACCGAGUGCGCUACAUGGUCGUCAUCUACACCAACGGCCAUCAAGAUACGGAGGAAAACAUCGUCCUGGGAAUGGACUUUACAGACAAGGACAGUAAAAAUUGCUCUAUUGGGAUGGUGCUGCCACUGUGGAGUGAUACCAACAUACAUUUAGACGGAGAUGGAGGCUUCAGCGUGAACACGGCAGGGCGGUCACAUGUCUUCAAGCCUGUGUCGGUUCAGGCCAUGUGGUCUGCUCUGCAGGUCCUCCACAAGGCAUGCGAGGUGUCGCGCCGCUUCAACUACUUCCAAGGUGGCAUCGCUCUCACGUGGAUGGCCUUCUAUGAGAGCUGCAUCACCUCAGAGCAAAGCUGCAUCAAUGAGUGGAACGCUAUGACCGACCUGGAGUCCACCCGGCCUGACUCGCCCACCAUGUUCGUCGACCGGCCGACUGAGCGAGAGAGAACAGAGUGCCUCAUUAAAGCCAAGCUACGCACCAUCAUGACAUUUCAAGACCUGGAGAACAUCACCUCAAAGGAGAUCCGUAACGAGCUGGAGCAGCAUAUGAGCUGUAACCUCAAAGAGUACAAAGAGUUUAUCGACAACGAGAUGCUUCUGAUCCUGGGUCAGAUGGACAAGCCCACACUUAUCUUUGAUCAUGUGUACUUGGGCUCUGAGUGGAACGCCUCCAACCUGGAAGAACUACGUGACUGCGGAGUGGGCUACAUCCUCAAUGUUACCAGAGAGAUUGACAACUUCUUCCCAGGGAUGUUCUCUUAUCACAAUGUCCGCGUGUACGACGAGGAUGCCACCGACCUGCUGGCCCACUGGAACGACACCUACAACUUUAUAGUCAAAGCCAAGAAGAACAAUUCCAAGUGCCUGGUGCACUGUAAGAUGGGGGUGAGCCGGUCUGCCUCUACAGUAAUUGCCUAUGCAAUGAAGGAAUACGGCUGGUCCCUGGAGAAAGCCUACAACUUCGUCAAGCAGAAACGGAGUAUAGCUCAGCCGAACGCUGGUUUCAUGAGACAGCUGGCAGAGUACGAGGGAAUCCUGGACGCAAGUAAACAGCGCCACAACAAGCUAUGGAGGCCUGGAACAGAUGAGGAGGGAUCAGAGGAUUUGCAAGCCUCUGGUCACUGCACUGGUGGGGAGGAGACACCAGUGCUCAGAGGGGAAGAAGCCUGGGGAGGCUGCGGAGCCUCUCCCUGCAGGGGUAUGGGUCUAGAGAUGGAGCCUCUUGAUUCUCUCAACUAUAACUAUUACUUCAGACGUUUGUCAGACUCUGCACUAGACAGUGAGCCCUCCACCCCGGUGCGGGGUCCCCCUCUGCUCGGUAUGGAAAGAGUUUUCAUUGAGAUUGAAGACGUAGAGAGGGAUGCCCUGUUGGAGGAUGAGGGUUUCCCCAUGGCCCAUUUAGCCCUGCCUGGCGAGGGCACGGCAGCUCAGACGUGUGGGCGCCUCGACCCCCUGGAGGAUAUGAGGCUGAGGCUCGAGAUCAGCACUUUGGAGGAAGAGGAUGAGGAAGAGGCCAAGAAAGAGGAGGCUGAGAUGGCGGCCUUGGCUCAAACGCCUGGAAAUUCGGAUGGGAAGAGGGCAGGGGAUGAGGCCGAGAGGACGGAGGAAAGUCGGUUGGGCCUGGCCAACCUGAAUACCAACAACAGCAACCGCCUGGCCGCCAAGCGCAGCUGCCCUGCAGCUUUUGACGACAGUGCUAGCACAGGAAACCCUUUAAAAGUGAAGCCCUCCUAUCAGUCCUGUAAAGACUGCCUGCGUCUACCACAAGGGCGGCGCUGUGACCGUCCAGCAGGAGGCCGUUCUCAUCGCCUUAACCCCUCCCGUCACUGCACUGUCCCCACUAUAUGCAUAGAUCCGCCCGGGACCAAUUUUGCCUCCACCCCAAUUCUGCAGUCCCUCCAAACCCCUGCAGUUGUCCCACCUAACUUGGUCCAGCCCUGUAGUCAUCUGUACCGCUGUGCCACCUGCACCCCCGGUGUCCCACCUGUCCCGCAAACCAACCUCCAGAAACUUAUCUCACCCAUGAGCUGUGAGGAGACGCCUCCUGACCGCAGCUCGGUGGAGACAGAGGACAUGGAUGAACCACAGGGGGACGGCGUGGGAGGAGAAAUAACGAGGGAGGAUGCAGGGCGCAUCAGUGCGACUUCGGCUGAAGGUUUAGAAUUACAACCUGAUGGUGCAGUGGAGCUCCAGCAGCAGGCACUGGCCCAGCUGCAAAUGCCAGGACUGGGUAUAGAAUUUGGCCUGGAGCUGAUGCGACAGAGGGCAGAGCAGCUGGAGAAGCUGCCAAGCUUGGCCAUGGAGGGCCAGCUCCCAGUGGGGCCCCUGCCUUAACAUAUACAUGGAUGAGAUGCCUCCAGCAGGUACACUAUGAUGGCUGUGGGUCUGUAGAUGACUGCCGCUGUGGUGUCAUACCAGAAACGAAGCUCUGCUCUGACCUGUACUGUUAUGUCCUGGCCUCAUAGCUGCACUGUCACAAGCUGCAACAGCCCUCUCUGUACUUCCAGAGAGUCUCCUGUCAUUAUCUACUGGCAUUAAGACCAAGAUGAGGCUGCUUGUUUUGACCAUACGCUAAAGGCUUGGACGCUUUUGGCCACUUAAGGACUUGAGACUUUCCUAUGUCCUUCCACUUCUCCCUUAAACCUGACUGAGGCCGAUCUGGUCUCUUCUGAGCCUGUCAGCCCUACACCACAUACAGGAUCAUCUCACUUCCCCACAGCCCAGUGGAGAUGAGCAUUAUGCUGCCAUUUUACCCUCAACAGACAGGUUUGGCAUAUUCCCAAGAUAGGAGACAGUGGUGGUUUGUAAGAUCUGGUUGUUCCUUUUUAACUACUGAGAACGCUAUAGCUAGCACUUUGAUGUUGAUGGAAAGAGAAAUACCUGAAGUAACAUGCUUCUGUCAGUGUACUGUAUGUUUUUCAAUCCUAACUCAUCAACAGUAUUCAUGAAGGAGCUCAAUGAAUGUUUGCAGUUGAGCCAUUUUGAUUGCAUCCAGCAUCUCCUCAUGUUACCGCUGAUAGCUGAGUCCUCUCUAACCGUCACUUAUGUUUUCCCUGCUGCAGCUGCUUCCACACCACGGAAGGGCAUUUCAUGUGGAAGCAUAAUCAUUUUUAAAAAGGAUGUGAGCCUUUUUAUGCCUCUUUGUAAAGCGUCGUACCUCGGACCACAAGCAUCUCGAACUGUUUUGGUCAAAGACUCUUCUGUUGUCUCUGCUCAGUGGCUGGUUCACCCUGACCUCCUCCAUUAAAGUUACUGUAAUCACGUACUUAAAGCACUCAUUUAAGCCCCAUGCAUGACUUUGCAGUAUUACAGAACAUAUCAACAUGCUUAGGAAGAAAACAUAUUUAAUUCGUGUUUUUUAAAUACUAAAAAAACAAAGUUUUGACAUUCAAAUGUGUCAUUCUUCAGUUUAAGUGAGCAGCAUUCAUUCAUUCAUCAGAUGGAUGAUAAAUUGGUUGAAUUGGACCUAACCUCUCGUCUUAUGCCUGAAAGAAUGACAAAAAAGACCGAAGAAAUAUUUUAAGUUGUUGGAAUUCAUUUAUUUAAAUGUCAGGAAACAUUCAGAAGCUCAAAUGUAAUUUUGUUUUCCCCACCUGAUCUGAUCACUUUCUGAUGUAACCAAAGCCAUAUCUUGUUGCCAGGUCCAGUGAAUCACCGUCAUGAUUUAAAGUCUUCUCUUACUUUUUUACCCAGUCUGCAUCUCAUUGGUCAUUAAAGGGAUAGUUCUUUUUUUUUUUUUUUUUUUUUUCAGUCCGAGAAGUUCAAGUAUCUUGGGGUCUUCUUCAUGAGCAAGGGUAGAAUGGAGUGUGAGAUGGUUCGGCAGCUUGGUGCAGAGUCUGCAGUGAUGUGGGUGCUGGGCUGGACCGUUGUGGUGAAGAGGGAGCUGAGCUGAAAGGCGAAGCUUUCGAUUUACUGGUCCAUCUAUGUCCCAGCUCUCACCUAUGGUCAUGAGUUCUGGGUAGUGAUCGAAAGAAUCAGAUCGCAGAUACAAGCGGCCGAAAUGAGUUCCUUUCGUGGGGUGGCUGGGUUGAGCCCUAGAGAUAGGGUAAGGUGUUCAGAUAUCCAGAGGGAGCUCGGAGCAGAGCCGCUGCACCUUUGCGCCGAAAGGGGUCAGUUGAGGUGGUUCGGGCAUCUGAUUAAGAUGCCUCCUGGGCGCAGGUAGGAGGCCCCAGGGUAGACCCAGAACCUCCUCCCCAGGAGGAGCUGGAAAGAGUUGCUAGGGAGAGGGACGUCUGGAGUGCUUUGCUUAGCCUGCUGCACCCAUGACCCAGCCUUGCAUAAGUAGAUGAAAAUGGAUGGAUGGAUGAGAUACUUAUUAAUAGUAAGUGUGUUACAUACAGUAGAUAGCGGUCAGUGCACUCCCUGUCUGCAGAAACCAACAGAGCUUGCACCCUAGAAACUCAGCUAAGCAUUGCUCUGGAUUAGGGUUAAAUGCAAAACUUUUAGCAACCUAAAAAAUCGAUAUCACUCUAAGUGGACAUUAUAUAUACAGUAUUUUCACUGCUUUACUUUGCCUUUUCUAUUGGCGCUACAUUUUCUCAACCGUAUAACUCUGCAUUCCUACAUGAAAACGCCCAACUGUGCCCUGCACUGUGUUAGCAGAGCAUAGCUUCUGGGGUGCUAGUCCUGUCUAUUUCUGCAAACAGGGAGCACAUUGACCACUACUGUAUGUAAUAAACUAACAAUAGUCCCACUUCAAAAAUCCCAGACUAUCCCUUUAAUCUAAGUGGCUCCCACAGUAAACAUGGCUCACCCAGUUAACUUUUUGGCCACAAGCUACAAAACCACAAGCUACCUUUCCCUAAACCCACAGACAUUUGCAAAGGCACACUAAACAUGUAUAGAUUUAGCACUUGAGCACAACUCUAGUAUCCGUUCACACAGCGCACAGACACGUUUCAGAUCUGUAGCUACGUUUAAACAAAUUCAUUUGAGAACAUUAAAGUAGUUCUGCUCUUUGCUUGCAGUGUAGAGUCCACCCUUGUGAUUAUAGUUUAUUUGAUCUAAGAAUUCUAUAUUAUUAUUAUAAUUCCAACUCUUAAAAUUACAAAUUGAAAUAUUUAUAUUUACAGUGUGAACAUUAGAAAUUAUAUUCUUUAUUUACAAUACGAGAUUUCCUUGAUUUUUAAAUUCAGAGCAAGUAACUGAUCAAGGAACUGCAAAGCCCAGCACUCAAAGGUUGUUUAACUCUUUAAGUCUUUUCCGCAUCAUUUAUGUAGUUACUUUUCUACAUGUUCAGACAGCUUGAGGCGUGUUUUGUUUAAAUUGUGCCACCAAUCCAAAGUUGCUGUGCCACAGGGUGUUGCUCUACAAGUUCCUCUGUUUGACUGAUGUUGUGUUCCUCCUUUUUUUGGCACGCUGGGUGUGCUGAACAGUGCCUGUUUGUAUGCAGGAAAAGCACAUGCGAGUGUUAUCAUAACUGUGUUUAAAGAUCUGAGUGCUUCAGAAGAAAACUGUGCAAAGAAUGAAUGCAAAUUAUUUAAACAUCUUUAACCACGGGGUUAUUGUAGUUUUUUUUUUUUUUUUUUUGUAGAUUUAGCUCUUUUUUAGUUAGAUCGGUAGAAACCUUGACAGUGCACCCCCUGUUCCUUCCCCUCCCUUCACUGGACCCCAGGGAGCUGCAGGUUUCCUCCGCUAGUUAGAUUUAAGUAAUUUAGUUUUUCCUUUAGCCUGUUCUUUCCCUCACAUGAGCAUGAUGUAACAUAAGGCACUUGCAAAGUUGCUGACAGCAUUUGAUACUACAGACUAUGUCCAAAAAUGUGAAAAAUGUUAAAAUAACCAUGAAGUUGUUGAUAAAUAUUCAGCUAAAAGAAAUGGGAAAUGUUACACGGUGACAGCCUAUAGAGACAUGAGAGUGGUAUCAAUGCUCUCACCUCAGAAAGAAAGCAAAUAAGCAAAAUGUUGUACUCUUCCUUUAAUAUAUUAUUAAUGUGUUUCUAAUUUAAGCCUGUUGUUGUCAGUGUGUCGACAGGUGGGCCUGAUCAGUGUGCCGGACAUCCACGCAAUGUGCUAAGCACUAAAUCCUUCUGUUUGCGUUCCCAGACCACAGCACUACUUUUGGUUGUUUGCUCCAUGUUUUGAAUUUGUGUUUGUAUUUAAGUGCCUUAACCUUGGCCUUAGCUCCAUCAUAAAGCAUCACAGGCGUCGCAACAGUUUCUGUGAGUGUGUUGAUGGUCUGGCUUUUUGUACAUUACUUAACCCUCACUCCUGAAAUUUAACCGCGCUCCUUGCAAAUGUAUAACUCGGCACAGAAUAAUAAUGUAUGCAAACACACAUAAGCUCAUGCACAGCAGCCUCCUCCACCUCCCCCGAAAAACACACAUACUUGAUGGACUUCCAUUUAUUAAUAGCCUAUAAUAAUAUUGUAUUCGUUUGAUAUUGUUGAAACGUGUGGUACACUGUAUUGGUUCAAUAGCUGGCUGAGGAACCUUGCUGGAAUGAGAACUAUCAUUUACAUUAAAACAUUAGAUAGGAUCGAUUUCAGUCUUUGAAAUUUACCAGUCUGUAUAUAUUUUUCUCUACAAUUUGCUAUGGAGUACAUUAGCUUGCAGAUGUGGUCGAUAUAAAGAAAAGCACUGAUAAUGCUACUGUGUAUUGAGAAGUACUCAUAAUUAAGUUCUCGUGUUUGUACCACAGCAAAAAAAAAAAAAAAAGACUUUGGGCCAUCUCUAAUUUAAGCAAACGUCUUCGGGCUCUAUUAAAAAAGGCAACGAUUGAAUUUUUUUAUUGCAUUAUUCCCAGGCAGCAGGCAUCAAACUGACAAUCCUACUAGAGCCAGACGCUGAGGACUUUGUGUGGAAGGAUAUUAAGACAUAUUGUAAUUUAAAACAAGGGGGAUGCAGGCAUUUAUAGUGUAUUUAUAGAGCACAAGUCUGCCCCAAAGCAUGCGAGGUUGAGACGAGUGGAAAAUGUAGAACAUGAAAAACCUACCUGGGAGUAAGAUUUUGUUUUGUUAAUUGUUUUUUGUUAACUUUUGUGUACUGUACUGUACAUUGCCAAUGUUCAUGUGUAAUGCACUUUUUUUUACAUUUUGUUAAAAUGAUGU